Messenger RNA from Penaeus chinensis, 660 nucleotides. RefSeq lists its product as uncharacterized. The coding region runs from base 1 to 660 and encodes 219 amino acids. NCBI's taxonomy places the organism in Eukaryota, Metazoa, Arthropoda, Malacostraca, Decapoda, Penaeidae. The transcript has a single exon. The record is from RefSeq and is a predicted model, not a curated record.
AUGGCAAGUUGCAUUUGCUCCUUAAAGGACCCAGACAAUGGUCAUAGAGAAAAGCCUAAUCUUGAGCUCUCUAUUAAUGGUGAAGUAUUAUCAGCAAAAUCGAUCAUUAAGGUUUUAAGUAUAAAAUUUGACGAGAAGAUGAACUUUAAGGCACAUGUGAAGGGUUUGGCCCGUAAUAGGGCUACGGAACUAGCUGCUCUCCGACCUCUCUCUUCUUCCCUAAGUCCUGAGAGUUGCAAGAUCCUCUACGAAGCACAAGUGAGGCCUCCCCUCGAGUAUGCUCCACUAACAUGGAUAUCCUGCCCGGCUUCAUACCUCAGCCUCCUCGACAAGGUCGACGAGCGAGCGAGACGCAUCAUCAACGAAUGUGGUGGUGGAGUGGGAUUCGUCGGUCCAGCUUACAGUCUUCAACAUCGUCGGGACGUGGCGGGGGUCACGGCACUGCACAAGGCUACAUUCCUGGACAUUCCCUGGCUCUCGGCUCUCCGAGGAACUCCGAUGCGACGAACCUACGCCACUACAAGCCCUCCAGGUCUCUUUGUACCUCGGUCCAGAACCUCCCUCCAUCAAAGGUCCUUCAUGCCUCGAGUGACAAGGAAUGCUUUUAUUACGUCUGUUGACUCACUAGAACACAGUUUGACACAGUCAGUCAAAGUCUAG